Messenger RNA from Fomitiporia mediterranea MF3/22, 2274 nucleotides. RefSeq names its product TPR-like protein. Gene Ontology annotation, molecular function: protein binding. Bases 76 to 1920 code for a protein of 614 amino acids. The record is from RefSeq and is a predicted model, not a curated record. The transcript has 9 exons. NCBI's taxonomy places the organism in Eukaryota, Fungi, Basidiomycota, Agaricomycetes, Hymenochaetales, Hymenochaetaceae.
GCGCUCUGUUCUCCUCGUAGCGCCCGACUUCCUGGCUAGUCGUUCAUCCUUUGCAUUAGGGUCAAGGCCUUCGCAAUGUCUUCAUCCGAUGGUGCCACGGAGGCAGCGUCCGUCUCCGUAUUAGAUCGUGUGCAGUCAUUCGUGUCUGAACACAAGCAGGCUUUGCUUCUCGGAGCCGCUGUCGUCGUUGCUGCUGGCGGCGUUGCCUAUUAUGCCGCAUCAUCCUCGUCGUCGUCCAGUCCGCCUCCAAGUGAGGCAGGUGACCUUGAGAGCGGUAAGAAAAAGAAGAAACGCGCGGCUCGCAAAAAGAAGGCUGGCAAGGGAGCAGAUGAUGGUCCAUUAAUAGAAGAAGUGGGGCCACAGACUGUUGACGACUUGCUUGCAUCCAGUGUUGGCGCGGAGAAGAAAUCCGUAGAUGAACGGAACAAGCUCGCGUCAGAGCUCAAAUUGAGAGGAAACAAGGCAUACCAGGAGCGGAGCUUUACAGAUGCCGUAAAAUGCUACACCCGGGCCAUCGAGGUAGCUUCAGAGCCAGAUCCCGUCUUCUAUAGCAAUCGCGCGGCAUGUUACAUGUACUAUCCUACUCCCGAGUACGAGAAAGCUGUUGAGGAUUGCACUGAAGCACUCCGUAUCAAUCCGAAACAUGAACGAUCUGUCGGGCGUCGAGCCACAGCACUCGAGAAGCUUGGACGAUACGAGGAAGCUCUGAGAGACUUUACUGCCAUUACCCUGCUAACUAGAUUCUCCGACCCGAAACUUGCGGAAGCGGUUGAGCGGGUGCUGAAGCUUUUGACCGAGCCGAAAGCACGCGAUAUCAUGUCGAAACGCGAAUCUCAUCUGCCUCCACACACCUUCGUCGAUGCUUACUUCGGCGCUUUCCGUUCACGACCUAUACCGGACCUUCCCGAGAACCCGUCGACAGGGGACAACACGCUCAAGCUCUCACUUGAGGCACUCGCCGCUCACGACUAUACACAUGCUUUAACACUUGUGAACGAAGCAAUUGAGCAGGGCAUUUCUUUCGAUGCAGGUCGUGCUCAUGCACUUAACUUGCGUGGCUCUUUCCGCUUCCUCAUGGGUGAUUCGCAGGGUGCGAAGGACGACCUAGAAGCCGCCAUCGCGGCUCAACCAGAAUUCACGCAGAGCUUGGUGAAGAUUGCAAGCGUGCAUAUGGAGCAGAGUAAACCCGAAGAUACGUUUGCUGCCUUUGAGCAGGCGAUUAAACAUGAUCCGAAAGACCCGGAUAUUUACUACCACCGUGGACAGGUCCUCUUCAUCAUGCAGGAAUUUACGCAGGCAGCGGAGAAUUAUCGCAAAUCCUUCGAGCUUGACCCGACAUUUGUCUUCAGUCAUAUUCAACUGGCGGUUGCUCAGUACAAGGCAGAUCAGCUCUCUGAGGCGAUGGUGACAUUCCGAAAGGCACUUAAAGCGUUCCCGCAAAGGAGCGAACCCUACAAUUACUAUGGCGAACUUCUACUGGAUCAAAAACGCUUCGAAGACGCAAUCGAGAAAUUCGACCGUGCCAUUGAGAUCGAGAAGGCAAAGAACCCUCCAAUCAACGUUCUGGCAAUGGUUAACAAGGGUUUGGCGCUUUUCCAAUGGAAGAACGACCUUGCAGGUGCUGAGAAAAUCAUAAAAGAGGCACUUGAAGCAGACCCAGAGUGCGAGGCUGCUGUUGCAACACUCGCGCAAAUUAGUUUGCAGAGGGGUGAAGUCGAACAGGCGAUGAAGUAUUUUGAACGGCAGGUUGACCUUGCGAGGACUGAGGCGGAUGUCAUGAAUGCUUUGCAGUUUAUGCAUGCCGCGAAAGCGCAAAACGAAUUUUCGCGUAAUUAUCCGGACAUUGCGGAGAUGUUCCGUUAUGCGGAAAGUCAACAAAAUGCAGCACUUGCUGCUGGUGCUCCGCCUGCGUUUUUGUAAAGGGCACUCAAACAAAUAACGAUCAUCCUGAAUAGUUAUUUUAUAUGAACUGAAAAACCGUAGACCUCCUGCCUUUGGUAGUGCAGCAGACUCCAUUCCUUCCUUCCCUUUACUUACCCAUACCUAUGCCUAUUCACAUAGCUUUCCCUCCCUAAAAUGCAAUCGACAACACCACAUUCAAGCAUCUUUAAUUGAUUACACUUUUCAUAAUACAUGUUUUUUAAACUUUUUAUGAGUUUGUAAUUCCAGCUUUCCCUACUCAAUUGCUGUGUUUGUCUCCAUUGAUUUGUUGUGCCAUCAGCUGUAGCACUUCAGGUUGGUUGGUUUAACCAGGAGAGUCAACUUUCUAUUAAC